AUUUAGGCUGCGAAGCGGGAGCUCUUGUUACCUCCAAUUGUUUAUCCUUACCAUUCAUUUCCAUCGCUGCGACAGCGUGCAUCGCUGCGACAGCCGUGCGUGCGCUGUUGCACCUGCGAGCGCACCAGCACAGCCACAUCUCGAGGAGCUCGAGCUGAGGGCAUAUAGACAUAGCCGUAUAAACGAUGUCGACGCGCACCUUGACAUUCAAAUGGCGCACGACCACGGAGCGACUCGACGUGCCCGUGGGUGAAUCACCCGUCACCACCGCGGCGAGACACUUCGGCCUCGUGCCGGCGCGCACGACGCUCGUCUUUCGCGGCAAGCGCUACCGUCUCGACGACGCCGUCGUCGACGCGGCGGACGACCUGUUUGGGGUUGUUGGAGACAUCAUGGUGCUGGGCACGCCGGCGCACCAGCAACUCGACGCGCCCUCUCGCGCGGCGGCGGUCGCGCGGCGCGUGCCGGUCCUCGGGCCGCUCCUCGCGUGUGUCUGCGAUGCGAUUGUUGUUCUUUGCGUCCGCGCGCGGGACGACUGGGCGCCCGCCCUGGUGCGGGGCCUCGUGGCCGUGACGCGCGGCGUUGGCUUAUUUUUUACGUCUCUCGUGCCGCGGGCGCCGAGCCGGGCGCGGCGGCGGGACCCGUAAUUUUUAAAUUGUUAUUA
Molecule: messenger RNA, 664 nt
Organism: Pelagomonas calceolata
Lineage: Eukaryota; Pelagophyceae; Pelagomonadales; Pelagomonadaceae
Source: the annotation of a GenBank genome assembly